AUGGAGACGUGCAACGUGUCAACAGUAUCUGAAUUUAUUCUCGUAGGUCUCUCUGAUGCUCCGGAGGUACGUUUUAUUCUCUUUGUGCUCUUUUUGCUCAUCUACUUGACCACCCUGGCAGGCAACAUCGCAAUCCUUGUUGCCAUUAGUACAGACACUCGCCUGCACAACCCCAUGUACUUCUUUCUCUGCAACCUAUCUUUCCUGGAUAUCUUAUGCCCCACUAUAACUGUACCGAAGAUGCUGGAGGCCUUGCUGUUUGAGAACAAGGUAAUUUCAUUCACUGGCUGCAUGCUCCAGCUGUUCUUCCUGAUUGAUGUUGUAGGCACAGAGAUUUUCCUCCUGGCUGUGAUGGCAUAUGACCGUUACGUUGCAAUAUGUCAUCCGCUGCAGUACCUGAAUAUUGUGAGUAUGAAAUUGUGCGCUCACCUAGCCAUUGGCACCUGGAUAGCAGGAUUUUUGAAUUCUUUGUUGCACACAUCUUUCAUUUUUACACUCUUUUUCUGUGAUUCUAACAAAGUUGACCAAUAUUACUGUGAUAUUCCCCCAAUGCUGGCCAUCUCCUGCUCUCCUACUUACACUAGGGAACUGGUAAUUCUCACAGUUGCUGGGAUCCUUGGAAGCAGUGCCUUUCUGGUCACGUUGAUCUCAUAUGUCUAUAUCCUCUUGACUAUCCUGUGCACAAACUCUGCUGAGGGCAGGCACAAAGCUUUCUCCACUUGUGGUUCUCACUUGACAGUGGUAUGCCUUUUCUAUGGGACCACCAUUUGCACGUAUGUACGGACUUCCUCUAGCUACUCACCCAAUCAGGACAGGAUUGUUUCCAUGCUGUAUGGGAUCUUCACUCCCCUGCUAAACCCCCUAAUCUACAGUCUGAGAAAUAAAGAAGUUACAUGUACCCUAAGAAGAAUGGCCAGCCAGAUAAGAACUGCUGUAAUGAGACAAGACCAUCUCUCCCAGUCCCUGACCUCCUCUGGAGCCCAAGCAACUGCAUAG
Messenger RNA from Struthio camelus australis, 996 nucleotides. RefSeq names its product olfactory receptor 5AR1-like. Gene Ontology annotation, biological process: G protein-coupled receptor signaling pathway. The record is from RefSeq and is a predicted model, not a curated record. Gene Ontology annotation, molecular function: olfactory receptor activity; G protein-coupled receptor activity; odorant binding. Gene Ontology annotation, cellular component: membrane. Lineage: Eukaryota; Metazoa; Chordata; Aves; Struthioniformes; Struthionidae.